Molecule: messenger RNA, 1481 nt
Organism: Pyrus x bretschneideri (Chinese white pear)
Lineage: Eukaryota; Viridiplantae; Streptophyta; Magnoliopsida; Rosales; Rosaceae
Product: dormancy-associated protein homolog 4-like
Exons: 2
Coding region: 214-612 (132 amino acids)
Source: RefSeq, a predicted model, not a curated record
CACCUUGCGUUCAUGGAAAGAAUCCUCCUUUCUACGUAUUAAGUUUCUCAUCCUCUCUCUUAUUUGCUUUGUUUUCCCAAUCUCUUUGUAACAGUCGUAUAGCUUGGGUCACGAACCUACGCAUAACAACUUCCAUUGUUACAUCGCACAGCCAGCUUCGUCGGUUGUUACAGAGAGACAAUUAGUAUUAGACAAAAUAAAAAAUAAGUCAUCAUGGGUUUCCUUCACAAGCUUUGGGAUGAAACACUCGCCGGACCGGCACCCGAAUCCGGCCUCGGCAAGCUCCGGAAGUACGACUCUAUGUCUAUCCCGUCCUCUCCGCCAAUGGCUGCGGAUGAGGUGCCGGUCACUCGGUGCAUUACUAUUCUCAGGACUAGUUCGUCCACUCUUGGAAACCUUUCACCUGAUUCCGGCUCCCCCUCGGAGUCCCCAACCACACCAGGAACUCCGAGAACCCCUGGAACACCAGGAGCAUUGAACUUCAAGAAAUUAACAAGGAGGAAAUCGUCUGCUGAUGCUUUGACACGCGCCGAACCUAGAAGUCCGACUGGUUACGAUUGGUUGUUAGCUAUGUUUAGAAUGAUAUAUGCAUAUAUGUCCUUGCUUCUCUAGCUAACACCCAAUAGAUAUCAGAGUCAACUUGACGAAGCAUGCAUAUAUCAUUUGGCUUAGAUAAUCUCUCACUUUUGAUUAAAAAAAAAAUGAUAAUCUCUCACUAGAUUAAGAACUGACCAAGUUAACCUUGAAACCAAGAUUGAGAAUUCGGAACCGUAUAUCUUGGAUCGAUCAUUAACAUAUUUGGUAUACUAAUAUAUUCCUUUGAACUAUAUAUGCAUAGGAUAUCUCAUUAGAUAAUUAGUACAACAUAUUGUCAGGCUGUCAAUCGUUGACAGAAUAUAUGUAGAACGAGUCACUAACAUAACAUGCAUACUCUAUUGGUCUCGCAAAACCCUGUAUAACAUAUAGAAGUUCUGAGGUUAUUUGGUACAUUAGUUGAUCGAUGUGAUUAUUCAAGGGGAAAAUUGUUUAGCAAAUACUAAUUGUACUUCAACAUCCCUUAUUAUUUCUUAUUUAUUGUUGUAAAUGUGUAUUGCAGGAUGGUAAUUACUGCUUUAGAUCGUUGAGAGAGGAAGUGAUGAAGAUUUUACUAAAGUAUCGGCCGGCGACUCCACUCCAUUGUACAUAGAGAACCCUACCUUUUAUGGGAAAUUGAUGCAUAUACAAGUGCAUAGAUGUAAUUAUCUAAGUACGUACUAUAUAUAAUAAGACGGUUCAAUUGACAAGAAACAGCAGAGGAACCAAUUCUCCUUGGAGAUUAUGAGGGAGGAGUUAAAGUAGGGUUAGCUAUUUCACCUAUUUUGAUGUUUCCAUGUGAUCUUCGAGUUUCGUUUUGUAUUUUGAUUUUGAUCUUUGUAAAUAUGGAUUUGUGUAUUGAAUCCUCCCCUUCAAUGAAACUCCUAAUUUUGGAGCUUAAGAAUUAA